Pantherophis guttatus is the source of this 1216-nucleotide messenger RNA. NCBI's taxonomy places the organism in Eukaryota, Metazoa, Chordata, Lepidosauria, Squamata, Colubridae. The record is from RefSeq and is a predicted model, not a curated record.
GGUGACUCUGACCCUCUGGUCAACCUGUGGCCUCUCGCGGGGUGGCAUGUAUGGCGAGUGGCAGGGCGUUAUCUGCACGGGCGAAAACAGCUCAAAGGUCCAGAAAUACCUCCAGCAGCUGUGGAAUGCAAUCCUGCUCAUUGCGUUGAUCCUGUGCACAGGUGUGAUUGUGCAGGCACAACGACAGUCCCGGCACAGUCAGUUGGACCAAGAAUCUGAGCUGGAUCUCAAGCAACACAUUGCCCAGAAGCUGCUGGCCUUGAAAACUCGGCGUUACCAUCCUGGCAGGGCCCCCCACAGCUGGGCGCACGAGAUUGACAGCUGUGCCAUCUGCCUGGACCAGUUUCAGAAGAAUCAGUGUCUCCGGGUGCUACCCUGCCUGCACGAAUUUCACCGGGACUGCGUAGAUCCGUGGCUUCUCCUGCAACAGACUUGCCCUCUCUGUAAACACAACGUUCUCGGAAACUGUUGCUGAGACAGGGAGCAAAUCCUGUCCUUCCUGCGCUCCGAGGGAGGAGGCCGUCUUUCCAAGAAGCCAUUGCUUUAGAGAAGCAAUGUUUUUUUCUCAAACCUGGCGGCCUUUUUUAAGAUGCGUGGACUUCAACUCCCAGAAUUCCCCCAGCCGUCUCUCCCAGAAUUCUGGGAGUUGAAGUCCACGCAUCUUAAAAGCUGCCAAGCUCGAGAAACGUUGCCCUUGAGUUUUGGAUACGUUUCUGGGGUUGCUUUGAGAAGCAGCUACACUGACUAUACUCUGGGCUCCACCGGGACAGAAACUACUCCAAGUAGUACAUGUAAAUAAUGUAUUCAUAUCUUCCUUCCGCCUGUUUGUGCAUCAUCUCCUACUACUACUACCCGGAUUGGAAUCCGCUCCCUUUUUCUGGGCGUGUGUCCUCCGGACGUUUUGUGCAGCUUGGAUCUGAGCUGGGGUGAACCUGCCCUUCUGGGAAGCCAUCUGAGGUCUUCCAUCUCGUGAAGGAACGAAGACAAGGGCCGACACGCGCGAGGCUUCCAACUAACUCCGUUUUUUGGGACAGUUUGCAAAGGAAAAACGAGAUUCAGCCGGUGGGAUGGGGAUGGAUGUUUGAAAUGCUUCUUUAUUUAUACUAACUUAUUUGGGCGAGGCUCCUAAAUAUAUAUGUUUUCUGAGGUUUUCGCGGGUGUUUGUAUGUAGGUCUUUGGUUAUUCGGGUUUUCUCCCGCAUAAAAUUGGAGGUUUC